Homo sapiens (human) is the source of this 2728-nucleotide messenger RNA. It is a transcript of the gene OGG1, whose product is annotated as 8-oxoguanine DNA glycosylase. The transcript has 6 exons. Gene Ontology annotation, biological process: DNA repair; base-excision repair; nucleotide-excision repair. The record is from RefSeq and is a predicted model, not a curated record. Gene Ontology annotation, molecular function: class I DNA-(apurinic or apyrimidinic site) endonuclease activity; damaged DNA binding; catalytic activity. Lineage: Eukaryota; Metazoa; Chordata; Mammalia; Primates; Hominidae. Gene Ontology annotation, cellular component: nuclear matrix; nucleoplasm; nucleus. The coding region runs from base 336 to 1199 and encodes 287 amino acids.
GGUGGUGCUGUGGUCUGCCCCUGGAGAACCCAGAAGAACACAGCUGUGCGCGCCCACAGGCUCUGGGGGCGGGAGAAGAUAAGUCGCAAGGAGGGGGCGGGACCUACACCUCAGGAAAGCCGGAGAAUUGGGGCACGAAGCGGGGCUUUGAUGACCCGCAAAGGGCGAGGCAUGCAGGAGGUGGAGGAAUUAAGUGAAACAGGGAAGGUUGUUAAACAGCACCGUGUGGGCGAGGCCUUAAGGGUCGUGGUCCUUGUCUGGGCGGGGUCUUUGGGCGUCGACGAGGCCUGGUUCUGGGUAGGCGGGGCUACUACGGGGCGGUGCCUGCUGUGGAAAUGCCUGCCCGCGCGCUUCUGCCCAGGCGCAUGGGGCAUCGUACUCUAGCCUCCACUCCUGCCCUGUGGGCCUCCAUCCCGUGCCCUCGCUCUGAGCUGCGCCUGGACCUGGUUCUGCCUUCUGGACAAUCUUUCCGGUGGAGGGAGCAAAGUCCUGCACACUGGAGUGGUGUACUAGCGGAUCAAGUAUGGACACUGACUCAGACUGAGGAGCAGCUCCACUGCACUGUGUACCGAGGAGACAAGAGCCAGGCUAGCAGGCCCACACCAGACGAGCUGGAGGCCGUGCGCAAGUACUUCCAGCUAGAUGUUACCCUGGCUCAACUGUAUCACCACUGGGGUUCCGUGGACUCCCACUUCCAAGAGGUGGCUCAGAAAUUCCAAGGUGUGCGACUGCUGCGACAAGACCCCAUCGAAUGCCUUUUCUCUUUUAUCUGUUCCUCCAACAACAACAUCGCCCGCAUCACUGGCAUGGUGGAGCGGCUGUGCCAGGCUUUUGGACCUCGGCUCAUCCAGCUUGAUGAUGUCACCUACCAUGGCUUCCCCAGCCUGCAGGCCCUGGCUGGGCCAGAGGUGGAGGCUCAUCUCAGGAAGCUGGGCCUGGGCUAUCGUGCCCGUUACGUGAGUGCCAGUGCCCGAGCCAUCCUGGAAGAACAGGGCGGGCUAGCCUGGCUGCAGCAGCUACGAGAGUCCUCAUAUGAGGAGGCCCACAAGGCCCUCUGCAUCCUGCCUGGAGUGGGCACCAAGGAAACUUUUUCCGGAGCCUGUGGGGACCUUAUGCUGGCUGGGCCCAAGCGGUGUUCCGGUGCCAGCAGAAGGCCUGCUUACGUCGGCAUCUGCAUUCCAGAGCCCCCUAAGGUCUAGGCAGCCUGAGGCUGACAGGAGGUGGGUGAGACACCAGAUCAAUCUCUCUGAACAGGGUCUGAUUUAUACAUUUCAUCGAUGGUGGAGCUGGAAGGUCACUUAGUGAUUGAGUCCAGCCUGCCAGUUUUCCAGAAGGGGAAGGAGAUGCUCAGGUCAGGGGCUGCUUAAGGCCUUGCAGCUGCUCUGCAGCAGGGUAAGGGCUGUGCUCUGGUUUCCUGAGAGCUGCAAGCCAUUUCUUCAUUGCCCAUUACUUCUUUUUUUUUUUUUUUUUUUUUUUUUGAGACAGGUCUCACUCUGUCACCCAGGCUGGAGUACAGUGGCCUGAUCAAGCUCACUGCAGCCUCUACCUCCCAGGAUCAAGCAAUCCUCCCACAUCAGCCUCCUGAGUAGGACUAUAGGCAUGUGCCACCAUGCCUAGCUGAUUUUUAAAAAUUUUUAGUAGAGAAGGGGGUCUGACUACAUUGCCCAGGCUAGUUUCGAACUCCUGAGCUCAAACAAGCCUCCCACCUCAGUCUCCCAAAGUGCUGGGAUUACAGGCAUGAGCCACCAGGCCCAGCUAGGGCCCACUACUUCUGUAACUGCACAUGCCUGCUUUUCUCUCUCUUCCUCUCUCUCCCUCUGCUUCCCUCAGUGCCUCUUCCAUCUGUGUUUUCUUCUUCUCACCUUUCAGAGAAAACAAACUAUUAUAGAAAGAGGCUUUGAUUCAACCACAGGUUCAAGUCUCAGCUUGCUGUUUAUUGACUGUGUGACCUUCAGCAGAGCAUUUCGCUUCACUGGGCCUUUAUUUCCUCAUCUGGUAAACAACGAAAAUAGCUCCUCCCUCCUGGGUUGUUGUCAAGACACUUGAGAGAGUGUACAUAAAGCCCCUGACACACAGUAGGCCCUCAGCAUACAUUAGUCACUCUUAUCCUUAAAUACCCUGGCAGCUUGUCAGCAACUACCUCUCCUUUUAAUGGCACUUAUCUUUACUGAUCAUCUGCUAGUAAUCUGCAAGUCCCUUGCUCUGCCUCUCUUGCUGGCCCCCAGCACAAUAUCUAAGAGACAGUAAGAAUGGCCAAAUGAUUAGCCUGGCAUGGUAGUGCAUGCCUGUAAUCCCAACUACUCAGGAGGCUGAGGCAGGAGAACUGCCUGAACCCGGGAGGCGGAGGUUGCAGUGAGCCGAGAUCAUGGCACUGCACUCCAGCCUGGGCAACAGAGUGAGACACCGUCUCAAAAAAAAAAAAAAAAGGCCAAAUGAAUGAAUGUGCCCUGUCCUGUCAGGGCUCUAUGAAGUUAAGACACAGCACUUGUCUGUGAGAAGCAAAGAGACUUGUUCGGGUUGCUUCCCUAUCUCUUUACCUAAAGGGUAGCUAUUCCACAGUCUUCCUCAAGAUGUCACCUAUACCCUCGUGAUCAAUGCAGAACAAGAUGGAUGGGAGUUGACAUCAAAUGAAUGGCAGGCACUGUGAUGGAUUCCCAAAAGAACAUGUCCUAAAACACUGGUCAAUUUCUUGUGAUGAGCAAAUAAAAAUCACAGAUCUCCAACAAAA